Erythranthe guttata (spotted monkey flower) is the source of this 1251-nucleotide messenger RNA. The record is from RefSeq and is a predicted model, not a curated record. Lineage: Eukaryota; Viridiplantae; Streptophyta; Magnoliopsida; Lamiales; Phrymaceae.
UUAGAAAUAAAUAAAUAAAUACGUCCCUAAUUUUCCGUUCGCAGUGUAACAGAAAUGGUCGACUCCUGCCUGAGCUUCGUGUCAAUCUAUGGCAGCUUCCUACGCCGCUCCCUCUCCGCCGCCGGCCUAUCGUCUCAGACCAUAGACAUUGAUAGCGACACCACCCUUCACUUUUGGGGCCCCUCCGCCGCCACUUCGAAACCUCCGCUGGUUCUGAUUCACGGAUUCGGUCCUCACGGCGUCUGGCAAUGGCGGCCGCAGAUCUCCUUCUUCGCCAGAGAAUUCGACGUCUAUAUCCCCGAUCUACUUUUCUUCGGCGAUUCCUUCACCAAGGGCUCCGAUCGAUCGGAGGUUUUUCAGGCGGCGUCCGUCGCGAAACUUCUGGAAAAACUCCGGAUUAGCAGGUACUCCGUUGUUGGGACGAGCUACGGUGGAUUUGUGGCGUAUCGCAUGGCGGCGAUGUGGCCGGAGAGGGUGGAGAAGGUGGUGAUCGCCAGUUCCGGAGUGAACAUGCGGCGGAGCGAUAAUUCGGAGCUGUUGAAUAGAGCGAAAAUGAAGAAUAUUGAGGAUUUCAUGCUGCCAAGCACCGCCGUGCAAAUGAGGGCGUUGAUCGGCUUGGCUGUUUUCCGGCGUCCAUACAUUCCUGAUUUCUUCCUCAAUGAUUUCAUUAACAAAUUAUACAGAGAAAACAGGAAAGAGAAACUGGAACUAUCGAAAGGAUUGACACUCGGACAAGAUGACACUGAUCAAACCAUAUCUCCCCUUCCUCAGGAAGUAUUGAUAGUCUGGGGAGAUCAUGACCAGAUAUUUUUAUUGGAAAAAGCAAUUGAACUUCACAAGACUCAUAUCAAAUGCAGCCAAAGAACACAACACCAAAAAGUCAAAGUCAGCUGCGUGCGGUGGCAUUUGACCCUCAACUUUGACAGAUUCUCGAGUAGUACAAAGGAAGAAGACACAAAACAGGACGGAAAACAGCACGAUUGCAAAUGAGAGAGAAACAAAUAGUAUUUAAGUAAAAAAUUGAUGGAUCGUGUUUACACUUGCUUGGGCCUCUCUCAUUUUAAAUAAGCUUUUGUGCCUAGAAGUUCAUUUCUAGGAGGAGUUUAUAUGAAUUAGUCAACGUGCGGAUUGGUUUAUAUGUGGAAAAAAAUAAACAGAUAAAGAUAGCACGAUUACCGUAAUACCCGGCAAGUAGAAACGGAUAACAAUGAUCAAACGUGCAUCAAAUCAAAACAUUACUUCUACUUGCUA